This is a messenger RNA of Lottia gigantea (owl limpet), 1112 nucleotides long. RefSeq lists its product as hypothetical. Bases 76 to 951 code for a protein of 291 amino acids. Gene Ontology annotation, cellular component: plasma membrane. The record is from RefSeq and is a predicted model, not a curated record. The transcript is spliced from 5 exons. Lineage: Eukaryota; Metazoa; Mollusca; Gastropoda; Lottiidae.
UAAUGAGACGGGACUGAGGAACAUCAAACAUCUUAAAACAAACGUUUCCAAAACGGACUAUAGUCAGAGCUAAAGAUGAUGUCGACCAAUGACAAUCAGUCGAAACCCAGGCUUUUAAAAACCAGGAAUUUGUUCGAAAAAGGGGAUUCAACUUCAUCAUCUCGGGAUGUUGGUCUGAUCAAGAUGGGCAAGUCAUCCGAGACCAAAGUGAUUCCACUGAAAACUACUGGAAUAAGAGUUCCUGGCAAUCAUCGCAGAGAUUCGUACAUUCUACAGACUGAUCUAAAGGAGGUACGGGGUCUAGCCAGACUGAAAAGGUUUAAUAAUAUCUCCAAGGAAUCAUCGACUUUAAGAAAAUCAAAAAUAACACCAAGCAGCCAAAAUGAUAAACACCAAAAUAACUUUGAAAUGACGUCCUUGAAAUCUAAUUCUGUAAAUCAAAGAUUUGACAAAACUUCAAAAAUUUCUGACGCCGAGUCAAUAAUAUCCAUUGUGUUGAAAAUAUCAGUGAUUGUAUCACUAUUGGCGUUGUUUUUUCAUGCGGUCGCCAUUUCUUUGACUAUGUGGAUGAGUUCGGAAUUCAGUAAAAUCGGACUCUGGGAAAUAUGUAUUGUUAAUAUUUGCGGAAGAUAUAAAUACGAAACACAAAUAAUACAGGCGGGCCAGGCCUUUAAUGUUCUGGGAUUUCUGGCAGGUGGUGCCGCUGUGUUGCUGAUAAUUCUCUAUAUUUUCUGUCUAAACAAUAAAAAUAUAGUUCGACUUUUUGGUAUGAUUGCAGCCUUUCUAGCAGGUGGCUUUAUACUUGUUGGUAUCAUUAUAAUAGGAACCUCCGAUUCAAACCAAGGUCUCGAUGUGGGUUCGGCCAUGAUUUUGGCUAUCAUUGGAGCUGUUCUCUAUGUAACUACAGGGAUCUUGCUGGUAGUCGACAUUGUUCAAAAUAAAAUGCCAUAAACAUAAACAAUUUGCUAUAAUAUCUUUAUUUGUUGGGUCUUAAAGGAAAGUCUACUGUGGACGUCGUUAUUUGAGAGAAGUGGCUAAUGGCAGCCAUUGUUUGUCACGUGUUCUGGUCGUUUGAGAAUACAAGUGUAUGUUAUUAAAAUUAAAAACUUUGU